This is a messenger RNA of Bufo bufo (common toad), 4909 nucleotides long. Its product is annotated as histamine N-methyltransferase A-like. The coding region runs from base 295 to 1182 and encodes 295 amino acids. The transcript has 9 exons. Lineage: Eukaryota; Metazoa; Chordata; Amphibia; Anura; Bufonidae. The record is from RefSeq and is a predicted model, not a curated record. Gene Ontology annotation, molecular function: N-methyltransferase activity.
UGCUCUCACUAUUCUGCUGACUUCGCCUGCAGGCUGUGUGUCUGUACAGAGCUUACUUUAAUCAUUUACAUUCUGGAAAGUGGCCCAGUUGAAAGAUUCAAAGUUCUCUAACCUUCCACCAAGAUGACUCUUGCUUUUGGAAAGCCUCACACAUGAUUAGAAGCCCCACCCCAUGUCAAUCAAAAGAGCAAAUUCCCCCCUCAUAGCAGAAGUGUUUGUGUAGUGGGGGCUGGGAUCUCAUCUGCAGGCUGGGAGAAGAGGAUUAGGUUACGUGCAGUGGAUCAAUGAAGAAAGAUGGAGACUGCAAUGAGGAGCCUUCUGUCAGAUAACAGCAGAUACGUCGAGUCCUUCCGCCUCUUCCUCAAGAAUUCCACUGAGCACCAGUGCAUGCAGGAGUUUAUAGAGACCAGGCUGCCGGGUGUCGUCUCCAGCUUAGGAGAUGGAAAGACGACCAUCAAUGUCCUCGGAGUAGGAAGUGGAUCAGGUGAAAUAGACCUAAAAAUCUUCUCCAAAAUACAAGCUCGAUAUCCUGGAGUCCCCAUCCAUACUGACAUUGUUGAGCCAAGCCCAGAGCAGAUCCUCAGCUACAAGGAGCGCGUGGCCAAGACCCCGGGACUUCAAAACAUAAAUUUUAACUGGAUCAAGAAAACAUCUUCUGAGUUUGAGCUUCAAGUAAAGGAGGAAAAGUCAGAAAGAAAGUAUGAUUUCAUCCAUAUGAUCCAGAUGUUGUACUAUGUAAAAGAUGUGCCAGCAACACUGACCUUCUUCAGGAGCCUAUUGGCACCAAAUGGAAAACUCCUUAUAAUACUUGUAUCCGGAAAUAGCGGGUGGUCUACCCUAUGGAAGAAGUACGGAUCCCGCUUGCCCCUAAACGAUCUCUGCCUGUACGUCACGGCGGGCGACAUUGCAGACAUGCUGAGAUCAGAGGGCGCCAAGCAUCAGACUUAUGAGCUGCCCUCUGACAUGGACAUCACAGAAUGCUUCAUCGAUGGGGACAGGAACGGGGACUUGUUGUUGGAUUUUCUCACAGAGACCUGUGAGUUUAACAAAAAUGCCCCUCCCGAGCUGAGAGAGGAAAUUAUUCAAGAUCUCAAGAGCUCAGGGUGCAGUUCUGUAAAAGAUGGGAAGAUCAUUUUUAAUAAUAAUCUCAGUGCUAUAGUGGUGGAGAGUGGCUACGUAUGAGGAAAACCAAGUGAAUCCACGUGUCUGGUCCAAAAAAACUACAGAAAUUGUCCAAAUCUCAAAUUUUUUUAUGCCCCAUUUACAAAAAUCACCAGGUCAUCCCUUUUGAUAUUACGGGGAACAUUCGUGAAAUUUAGGAUCAAGGCAGGAAAAGCUUGGGUGUUAUUGAGGCAGUUCCACAGUCUAUGCUAAAUUUUUCCUUAUUUUUAGGGGGGGGGGGGGGGGGGUUGUGCAAAGGGAAAAACAUACUACCUCUCCACACCACAAUUUACUCAAUCCUCGGCCGUUUCCCAAACCAUACAUUUCAAAAAGAGUGCAAGUAUGACCAGUUUACGUCUAUGGGGACAGAUCACAGGACUCUUUCCAAUAGAUAAGAGUCCCAGGGGGAUAUGCUUUGAUUGGCAGAUUGAAAUCCCCUUUAAAGGGGUUGUCCAGCAUCUCUCUCAAAGCCCAGUGGACAGACACUGCACCACUCCAGGCAGCACAAUUUCCAAUCUGACAUAUUAUGCAUACUGUAUGUCCUAUCAAAGGGGUUGUCCAGCGGCAUUCAUUUAUUUAUUUUUUAUAUUGGACUCCCGGUGGCUUAAAUGCUAUCACUGACCUCCCUGACUUUGGUCCCCUCUGCUGUCCUUCACUUCUUGGUCCCGGCUUGACACCCUGGAAUUGCCAAAAAAGGCCGGUCCCUGAAAGAGGCGGGUCACCACUAUGGCCAGUGAUUGGCUGAGUGGGCCUUUAUUGGCAUUCCCAGUGUAUUAAGCUGGGACCAGUAAGUGAAGAGCAGCAGGGACUACAGCAGCAUCAGAAUGGCAGCAAUGGGGGAUUGAAGAGUAAAUUUAGGCAACGGGGAAUCAUAUAAUAGAACACGUGCACCAUACUCGCCGGGUGUCAGACGGUUUUCUCAGCCACCGCCCUGAGUGGUAUGAAGCAGCGCCUUUGCAUGCCCGAUGUCGGAUCGACAGCCGUCCCGUCAGCCAUGCAUCAUUGUCUUUCUAUGGCCAAGGUCUCGGCUGCACAACCCCCUUUAAGAAAAAAAACAAUGUCCCUUGUGAAUGUUUUGUACAAUCUAUAAGUCAAAUGCCCAACCUUACCUAAGAUGAAGACAAUACAACCAGCCCCUAAGGGUUUUUAAUGCCAUCUGAAGUACCAGGUGAUGUUGACCUCAAGAAUCACAAUCCUUACAAUCUGAGCUCCGCUGAAGCUGCUUUUGUUUUUCCAUAUUUCUACUUUUUAAAUAGUCCACCAUCUUUCUUUUGUCUUGUUAAUGAGUCACUCGGUUAUUACGGGCCGUUUGUGCUAAAAAGCUAAAAGGAAUAACAGCGAUAUUGAGUAGAGUCUCUGGGUCACGCCGCCAUGUCAAGUGCUCCUGGAAAGGCUGGCGCCUCGCUCCUCGCCACUCGUUUUGUUGAUUCUGGAGAGGACUUUUUAUUUAAGAUUUGUUUUUCUGUGAAAACUUCUAAUUUUUAAUAAAUGUGACUAAUGACCAUAACAAGUUUAGAUGAACGGACGGACGGUAAACUUCUUGUAAAACUUUUAAGAGUUAGAAACUUUUUUUUUUAAAGUGAUCUAAACUGCACUAAACCCCCAGGCUGCCUAUAGUAGUGGGGGAUAUGGCUAAAGGAACUUACCUAUGAAUGAUGCUUGAAAUGUGUGAUUUUAUAUGAGCUUCAUGUUCCUAAGGGCUCAUGGACACGAAGCCAUGUCUGUUCCGGUUUUUUUUUUUGCGGCCCGUAUGCGGAACCAAUUAUUUCAAUGGGGGCCGCAAAAAAUGGAAAUGACCGCAAGUCCGUUUGGUAAAAAAAAUAGAACAUGUCCUAUUCUUGUCCAUUUUGCAGACAAGGACAAAAAAAAUGGAUGUAACACGGAUGUCACAUGGAUGUUGCCCCGAUUUGUUUUGCGGACCCAUGUUUUGCCGACCGCAAAAUACAUACGGUCGUGUGCAUGAGCCUUUAAGCCUGGAUUUCCAGGAACUCAGCUUGCUGUCACUGAAUAGAAGCAAAUAAAAACAAGUCCUUAGCACAUCCUGCUUAAUGUUUCGACAAUCUUCUGUGAUCUUAGCACAGUAAUGCAGGGGUGGACACGCCAUGUGUGCAACUUAUGCAGCUGCACAAGGACCCGGUAGGUUAAAGAGCCCACUGUCACCUUAAAGAGGCUCUGUCAUCCGGAUCAACGUAACCCUACCAGGCAUAUAGCCUAGUAGGGUUGAUGACACUGACAAAAACGAUACCUUUCUUUCUGCUGGUGGUGGAGAAAAAUUGAAAUUUUUAAAUAUACAAAGGAAGUAUUCGAGCACCAGGAGGCAGGCUUAUGCAGUUCGAGCACCGCUCCAGCGACGCCCCUGGUUCUCCAUAAUGAAGCCCCUCUGCUGUAGUUCACACCACCUGCCUUUAGAUGGACAGCGCUAGACCCUUUGGUCUAGCUCUGAGAUCCUGUGCCCAGAAUGGCGAGUGCACACAACAUCUUCGGCUUCAUUCCUUACUUGUGAAGAUGCAUAUGAGGACAGAACCUCCCACCGCCCCUUUUCCUGCUGUAGUGAUCAAUCCUGCUGGGUCCCUAGAAAAACACUUAGCUGCAUUGUUGUCACCUGCCUGCAAUGGUCCUGUUCAUGCACAAAGUAAAGAGUUAACAAUGUACUUUUGCUGUAAUAACCUGCAUAUAUAUGUAUUUGCACAUAUUGAUAAUAGACCAUAUCCACAGCCACCACUAGAUGGUGCUAGUGUCAUCUUCUGUAUAAAUAGAUGAGUAGACUGAGAGAACUAGUCAGUUAAAAUGCAAAAAUGUGGAGCUGACAGCAUAGCUCGUCCUGGACCUGGUACCACCCAGCACAUGGCCAUAACAUCACAGAAGCAGAACGGAUUUAAGAGAGAGCGGUGUAGGGAAAGUCCAGCAGAGAUAACUUGUCUGACAAGGACUUAUUGACUCUAAGGUAUCCAUGUUUAGGAGAAAGCCUCUGGUGCCUGAGCAUACCAAACCCCAGUUUGGCCCAUUUGAAAAUCCCCACAUCCCAAGGUGGAGUUUGUGGACAUGUAUUGUAUGUACAGCAACUUGUUCAAAGAAUAAAGCAGAAGAGUUUGCCAGCCGCUGUGGAGAAACGCCCUGUCGGUUGCAUUGCAUUUAUUUAAAAAUCUACACCUCAUAUCUCCUGUUAAUGUCAGAGACACCCUCUGGCCUAAUAACUACCUGUGCAACUGUGAAACCUGUAACAUCUGUGAAAGUGCAUUCUGUGUACCAACUGCCGGUCCAUGCAUGCUAAGAACUUUGUGAUCUGUUUGCAUUGGAAUUCUUCAGUAAAGAACUGUUCUGCUGCACAACUGCCUCCUCAUUGCUUUCUCGACUACUUUUACACUGGAAAGUGUUGGCGUUAUGAACAUUAACCCUGGCUUGCACCUUUAAACCAUCAGAACUGGAGUGUGACCUGAAGGGAAGAAAAGGUGCACCCUUCCCAUCACUGCACUCCAGCUCAGGGAGCUUCAGAAUCGUGAGAACAACUGCUACUACUAUUACACCCAUCCAGCCAUUCACACACACUCCCCUGUGGCCUAGUCAUUACAUAAGUACUAGGGUGGCAGGGAUAUCAGCUGCCCAAAAACUAAAAGGAUGCAGGAAGGGGAUGUGUGGCCCCAUCCUAAAUGUUUAUUAUCCCUGUACAGUGAUAUUAACUUAUUUAUUAUCCCUGUACUGUGACAUCACUGUGUUUAUUAUCCCUGUACUGUGACAUCACUGUGUUUAU